Hypoxylon fragiforme is the source of this 2347-nucleotide messenger RNA. RefSeq names its product TLD-domain-containing protein. The record is from RefSeq and is a predicted model, not a curated record. The coding region runs from base 710 to 1849 and encodes 379 amino acids. The transcript is spliced from 2 exons. Gene Ontology annotation, biological process: response to oxidative stress. Gene Ontology annotation, cellular component: nucleus. Lineage: Eukaryota; Fungi; Ascomycota; Sordariomycetes; Xylariales; Hypoxylaceae.
GUAAUAGUUUAUUAGGUAUACCUUCUUUUACCUAUUACCUAGUACAAAGUAUGUACUACAUGUUACAUACAUUGAUGUACCUAUGUAAUAUUUAAGUUUAUAAAGCCCUAGUUUUCCCCUCCAAAUAUUUUAAGUCACCAACAAACGUAUGUGUCCUCGUUGAUCGUCUAUAUAUAAUUUAUCCAAUGUUCAUCGUUAGACCCCUGAAAGGCUGAAGCAUUCAAGUUGCAAGGUAUUGUACAAUCCAUAUACCUACCUACUACCUAGUACCCAGUAUCAUUUGUAUUGUAUUGUACUAGGGCUGCCCCACCAAACUUAUAUACACCUAAUCACCACCCACUACGAAGCAGCCGACGUCACAUUCCAUGAUUCCACAUUAAACAACUACCCUGCCUACUAUACCUACUAUAGUGAAAAAAGAAAAGAGAGAUACUCAUGAAGAGAUGGUAGGCAGAUGGCCAACCUAGAGUUCUACCUAUGCCUAUCAUACCUACCUACCUAAUGAAGAUAAGACAAGGAGCAGCCUAAACUAGAAACAGCUAUUAUCUACAUGAUUAUCUAUCUACAUCCUGCGUACAUAUCCAUUCACCUGCGAUUCUAUGCAGAACCUGUCAGCCUAUACCAUACCAGCCAUAGUAGCCAGCCAUACCUAGAUCGACAACACACGACACCGCUUAUACCCUCCACAUCAACAAAACCUACCUAGUUAAUGCCAACCAUGGACUCACAUCAGGAAAACAACCUCAUAGACUUCUCGCCGCCAUCAUCUGGCAUCUCCACCCCCAUUUCUCGCCAUUCGCAGUCCUAUUCACAAUCCCAACCUCGAUCUCCUCCGUCUACUUCCUCAACUAGCGGUAGCUACAUUGGUUCCGCCGUGUUGGGUUUAUGGCGACGUCUGUCCACCCUUGAGACACCUGGUUCACCACCGUCUGGUAUUGCCACCCCGCCGCUCUCCCAAGCCCAGCUCUACCACUACAACACAGAAUCAGCUUCUCAAAUGCGACCGAUGGGAGAUGGUAUUAAUGGCCCUUUCAUCCCGCCCUCACGCCCCCCGGGCCGUACACCCUCGCCACGCGGUUUACCCUCCCUCGAGCCUCUGACAUUGAACGGCUACCAUGCCGAUACUGAAACCGACGAUCAAUUACUAGCCAAAGGCGUAGCAGAGGAGAUCCGGACCUUCUUACCCGAGCGCCUUAAGAUCGCAGAGGACUGGCGGCUUGUGUACAGCUUGUAUCAAGAUGGCAGCUCCCUUGCUACACUAUACAAGCUAUGCGAGGAGUACCGUGGCAGGAGAGUCGGAUUUGUGUUAGUCGUUCGGGACGGUAGGGAAGGGACCUUUGGCGCAUACCUUACAGAAGCACCACACCCAGCAUCCUCAUACUUUGGCACAGGGGAGUGCUUCCUCUGGCGAGCAAGCCUCCACGCGCCUCUACCCCCACCACCCUCCGCCGAUACUAGUAAUCUCAACUACCGCGCCACCACGAUAGCAUCGCCUACCUCGACCUCCUUUCAUCACGACGAUCGCCAAACUGCCACACAGCAACAACAAAGUCUAGCGCCGGGACUAACAGAUCCGACAACAAACAAAUUGCAGAAACAACCACCAUCGCAGAGCAUUAGGUUCCAAAACUUCGCCUACACGGGCGCCAACGACUACUGCAUCUUCUGCGAGACCAAGUUUCUGUCAGUGGGCGGCGGCGGCGGCGGCACGUUCGGCUUAUGGCUCAACGACAGCCUGAGUAGGGGCCACAGCGCACCUUGCGAUACGUUUUUGAACCAGCCGCUGAGUGACGAGGGCGAGAAGUUCGAUGUGCUUGGUGUUGAGCUGUGGGUCGUUGGGAGUGGUUGAGGAGACCACUCUUUCGACUCUUAUUUUAAAACACUGGCGUGGAUGAAGAAUGACGGGUGAAGAUUCGGGAUACCCUAUGAAAGAGACUGGAUAUUUCUCUCCCUCGUGCUGCCCUACUGCCCGACUACCUAGUGGCUCAAACGACGAGAUGAAUGGGAGACAGACUGGACACACCAAGGCAGCAUGCAUCCUGAGUAAAUGAUUGCACGAUUUGAGGAUAGAUGGUGUACGCACAUAGUAAGCGUACCUACCUACCCAGCAAGAACAGAACAGAAAGGGAAUUGAAUCAGGGAACGAACAAAUUUCGAUAGCAGAUACUCUUUUUUUCUUUUACCAACAAACGGCGUCUGGCGCAUAACGGGAAUAGGUAAACCACCUUAGGUACCUAGAUACCUCAGGCAGGUAUGCAUUAGAUAGGCUAGGUGAUCUUGAACUUGAAAAGAAGAUCAAGAACACAAGAUUGAUGGAUUCGUUCAAUAUACCAACCAAAAUACUUCA